AUGCGCAUAGGAGAUAUUAAGGCGGAGGAGGAAUGGAAUGUGAUGGAAUUAGCAGAGGAUUUAGAAGAUGAAUGUGUGAGGGUCAUCAGUGAGGAGAUUGGUGUUGACGUUCGUGCGUGGCUAGAGCGGGAAGGACUCACUCCACGGAUUCGUGUCGCGGUGCCGGUAACUUCGCCGAUGGAGCGUGGCAGACUGUUCGACACGUUCCCGUUACCAAUCUCGACACCGUUCCCCUUCCAUCUCGACGCCCCAUUCUCACUUGCCCCUAAUAACCAUCGCCUACGAGACCCGGAGGAGGUUGUCGAGUCAGCAUCUCUCGACGAACUGCUCAUCGAAUGGAACAAGGCUAUAUUUUCGACGCUCCUUCCCGUUGCGUGGGUGGCAGUCCUCGAAAUUGUGGCUAUGCAGACCACCCACCCAAAUCUCGAGAAUUUCUUUGCUUUUUGGCCUUCCAUAUACGAUCUUCAUCUCGAGGGCUCGCUUUAUUGGACGACUAUAGCGGACACUACACUACGACGUAUUGUCUCAAACAACGCCACAGUGUGGCCCGCCUUCUCCCCCGAUGCGGACUUCUGUUUAACUUUCACGGCUCUCGAAGGGAGCACACUCGUCGCUCCGAUUGGCCAGUACGAUGACCUUUUGACAAUUUUCACUCUUUGCGGAAUCCAAAUCGUCCUCGCAUCUGCCGAUGUAGCAAUGGUGAUGGAACAGGACUCACUUUCGAGAUGGCUGAUGAGCCCCGAUACGGUACACAAAGCACUACUGUCAAAAGUAGAUUUACUUGAGAACUUCGACUCCGACGAUCGGGGGUCUGUACUUGCGUACUUGGUCCAAAGCGGCACGCUCGAGACGAUUAUUGGUCUUCCCCUUGUACCCUGCUCCAACGGCGAUUUCCUAUCACCACGCGCGAUCAUAGAAGCCGUCAGUCCUCCCAUUUGCACCCUCUGCCUCACCGAACAGGAGUUCGAACUCUUCCCAAAUAUCGUCCAGGACAUAUACGUCAUAGUCGACAAUCUCCCUUCGUCGUUCCGCCGCUCUGAUCCAAGCGGUGUCGACCUCAGGCCUCUCCAACCAGAAGACAUCCAAAUGUAUAUCCAGACGACUCUUACAGGGCUCAGUGGACUAUCCGCCGACUCCGAACGAUGCGUCCACGCUUGGGUAUGGUCGCAGAAGAUGUGGGAGUGGGCUAUCGAGUGGGAGCGUGGGGACGCUCUAUUCGACAUCGUUGGGGGUUCGUGCAUAUUCCCGGCAGCACACGGGUCGUUUUGCGUUCCCAAGGAUGGACUGCUUUACUUGCCUGGAAUCUCGUUUGAGGCAGAGGCUGCCCUUUUCUUAUAUGGGGUACCUGUCUUUCUGUCUUCACUCUCCGAAGAAGUCUCGUCGUUCCUCAGGGCGAGAGGGUGCCUUCGUGCGCUUGAAAACGUCAAUUGGAUUCUGGAGGUCAUGGCGGCGUCUACCAAACCUGUAAUGGGUGUCGAGUAUAUGGCCGAACUUCGCCGAACGCUCGCAAGGGCGGUCCACCAUGUCAACCUCAGUACGAACCAGAACCGUCUCCUACGUAGCCUCCCUAUCUUCCCAAUCGUUACACCCAACUCUACCGAGGCCGAGUUAGGAUCCAUUCCUGAAGACAGCACCAUCAAGCUCAUUCGUAUCGACUAUUAUGCGGACGACGAUCUCGCACCCUCCGUGAAAGCCACCCUUUGUCGACUUCCGCUGUUUAUCUUACCUAAAAUCCGCACCAUCACCUACGUCGUUGACGACGGUAUCGCCCCACGGCUCGUUCAGGCUCUCGAACCGAGCCUUCGUACCUUGAACUUCCAAGAUCUCGCCCAACUCGCCGUCGAAUACUUUCCCCAACAGCCCCGAGAGCUACAGAAGCUUAUUCUCGAUCAAGUUCAGCACAGGAGAGUCCUCUUCUCCGCCGACUUUCUUCAGCAGUUGGCAUCUUCUGCCUUCCUCACCGUAGGAGACAAUUCUCUUCGAGCUCCCGCGCGCGUCGUCCACCCUGAUUCGGACUUUGCUCGUACCGUUCUUCACCAAAAUCAUCACCAAUAUCCGCGCAUUUCUGACGAUCUAGAUCGCGCGAUCAUCGACACUCUCGGAGAUAUGGGCAUGCUCGCCGUCCAAUCUGGUCCUCUCGACGAGCCGUACAUCGAGGAAGAGUCCGACGACGGCGGCGCGCUUCCUACUGUACCAAUGGCGGAAAAACUCACCACCAGGAUUUCGAACGCACUUCGGCAAUACAGCAUCGAACAAACCAUCACGGAGUUCCUUGCCAACGCCAUCGAUGCUGGGGCUCGAAAACUCGAUAUCCUCAUCGACGAAACCACUCAGUACCACUUAUCGCGACCCGAGUCGAAAGAAUUUCCACCGGCGAUGACGCAGCUUCAAGCUGGCGCGGGGUUGAUCAUACACAAUAAUGCCGUGUUUACGAUGGAGGAUUUCGAAGGGAUUCAGAAGAUUGGUGAGGGUAGUAAGCGGUGGCAGGCGGGGAAGAUAGGGCGGUUUGGCCUGGGAGCAUUAGUGGCCUUCCAUUAUACCGAGGUUGUGAUGGUGAUCUCCGGCGAAUAUGUACUCUUCCUGGACCCGUCGAAGAAGUACGUCUCCAAGUCCCUCAACAAGACGACGCGGAUGAUGAAGAUCAAGGGCCUUCGUCGAUCACCUAUGAGGUAUCUGGAACGCUUUCAUGGGCUGUUCGGGUUCUCAGCCGAUCACGACGUGUAUCCCCAGACAAUCUUCUGGUUGCCCUUCCGCAACGUCGAGCAAGCCAAUGCAAGUGAAAUAUCGAAGAUACCCAUAGCUCUAGCUGAUGCCUUGGAGCAAGUAAGGCAUUACUACGAGAUCUCACAGGAGUCGACCCUAUUCGUCCCGAUUGAGGCUCUUUCAGGCCAAUAUCGCGAGGCCAGUAGUCAUAUCGAGGAGUUAUGGUCGGUCAAAGCGGAACGUAAACACACCAAGAAGGACGGUGUGACGCAUGGUCGAUUGGUUGUCCAUUCGUCCCUUCGUCACGCAGAUACAUGGCUCACGGUCUCGAGGGCCCUCCCCAAGGCCGACUUCCCCGCAGAAUUCCAUUCCCUCUUCGCCAAGCACCUCCUUCCCGAAACGUUGACCGUCGCCCUGGCUGCGAAUCAUAAUUCCAUACUAUCUCGCUCAAAGCUAUUUUGCUCCCUUCCGCUCCCCAUCACGACCCAGUUCCCCGUUCAUGUUCACGCUUCAUUCAUCCUCGCAGACGACCGACGCAGCAUUCGAUUCGACAGCGGAAUAUCCAACGGCGAGUCCGAGUUCAACAGGUGGCUUUUAUCCGAGGCCGUCCCCGACCUAUAUCUCUCUCUCCUAGAGUCGUGGCCAAGUUCCUUGCAGGAAACGAAGCUGUGGCCAAACCCUUCGGAAUGCGUUGAUCCCUUGGCUAAGACCAUGGCUCUCGCGCUAUAUAAAGCCUUGGACGCAUCUCGUGCCCGUGUCUGCGAGACUGUUACGAACGUUCGCGUCCCUCCGUCCGAUGCAGUUCUUCUUCGGCAUGUAUCCCCAAAGGUCGCGAAGGUGCUACUCAUGCUCUUCCCUCCAAAACUCGUUCAACUUCCCUCUGCAUGGCGAACAAUUACGUUCAAGUCUAUCCCUAGCAUCGACCCAACCUUCCUGCGUCAAGCGAUCAGUACACCCUCGACAGCACGGUUUCUCUCACUCUGGGAUCUAGGCAAGGUCACCCCAAGCGACGUAGCGGCGCUACUCCAAUAUUUUUCCAUCAAGGACGUUUUUCACUUAUUGGUCGAUCUUCCGCUCCUUCCCCUCGCGAACCAAACCCUUGGCAUCUUUGUAACUCGGACUUCAAAUUAUCGACACUACAUUCUACGCGGUAGUCAAUCCGUCGCCGUCGAUCUCUUCCCGAAGAGCACCAGUCUCUUUGUUCUGGGCGACAUGGAGGGGUUUGACGCCACCGCAUUGCUCGGCAAAGGCUUGAACGUUGAUCCUCUAUCGGACGAACUGCUCGCCAGCCUCAUCAAGGAGCGAAUUUCCGUUUACGAAGAAGACAAAGUUCUCUCAGAAAGGGACUCUCAAUGGACGCAGUUACUCUGGAAGCAUAUUUCCAAGGUCGACAGCGGCUCCCUCGUCUCGCUCAUUCGAGAUGUUCCUCUCGUCGCCGCGUCUGGUCAUGACAGGGUUGUCCACAUAUCUCUGUUGAGAUGUCGCGACGGAACUGUUCUACCGUUUCCUGACAAUCUCCGAAACCGUGACACCGUCGCAGCUGCCUUGAAGCACCUAGGUGCGCUGAUUGUCGGGAGAGCGUCUUUACCCCCGCGAUUACGGGACGAGCUGCCAUUCAUGCAUUUCAACCUCUACACACUACUCCGUUUCUUCUCCCACAAAUCGGCCGCUGGGCUUGAGGAGGAAUUCGCUGGGUUAGCGAGAGAUGAAUGGAAUGCCUUAGCAGCGCAUCUGAGAGAUGUGCUGUUCGGAGCAGAGCUUUCUCGCCAACAGCGCGAUCUGGCUCGUCUUCUUCCUAUCUGGCCAGGCAUCGAAUCAUCUGCAGAGGACGGGCAGGGUCGGGAAGUGCUACGCUCGACGAGAUCAUCACACAUGCUCCCAGCGGUCAUCCCGCUAGAUGUCGCAUUGCCGUUCUUGACCAGCACUGUGAAUUAUAUCGGGUUCAAUACCACGGUGCUUAACGUGCUCGACGUCAAGUCUCUAACAUGGGCGCAGUUUCGAGAGAUGCUAGUGUUUGAACAGACCCUUAGUCACGAUGACAUCAAUCUCUACCGUCCUCUACUCCGAAUCUUGGUUCGACACGUAUCAGACAAUCGGCCCAUCCCUGUCCCAAACACCAACGGCGAUAUGCGAUACAGCGACAAGUUAUAUUGCACGUUCGUCGAUCUCUUCCGUAUGGCGCUCGAAACAAGACCGGAGCUAUUCAUACAUCCAUCACUACGCGCUGAAUUUGAACAUCCCCUUUACCCUUUCGGCACACGAGCAGCCGUCACCUUCGGGACCUUCAAAGUCUGCAUACAGGCUAUCCACGACACGCCACCGGGCCACGUCGGACUUUAUUCAUUGCUCGAGAGAGCCAUGGAGGCAUAUCGCUGGUACAACGACGAUGGAGUCCUACAGAAAUCGAUCGUGGCCGAUGAAGUGGACAAUAUCCGGUUCGUACCUCGGUCGCUCAACAGGAAGCGUUCACCGGAUUUUCCGCUGGUUGAAUUCGUGAAGGAGUUACCGGAGGUUGUGGCACCACGGGAGUUGUUGUUAGACGCAUUCGAGGCGGUUGCCUGGACGCAACGAGCACUAUUCCGAGAAGAUUUGCGGCCAACGGAUAUAUUAUUGUUGAGACAUAAGGGCUUAGGAGUGCCAAAGAUUGACGAAGUUGCCGAACAUCUCCAUGUUCUCGCGACUGAAGUCGCCCCUGCCCAUCCAUUCCAUACCGACGUCAUCUCAGACCUCAGAGCGGCAUACAAGUACCUCAUGGAUCAAGAAACGAAUCCCGGAGAACAGCACCCGCUUCACGAGUACAUGGAUGAGCCUUUGUUUCUCAACGUCGAUGACCCCACUCGAGAAUGGACGUUCUCCUCUGCAUUCGACAUACUCAUCAACGCCCCCGAAGGCGGGGAUUUGGCUCCCGCUCGUCGAUUUUUGCAUCCUUACGAAGACCUUCUUCUUCGGGUUGGUACGAAGCGGCUCAAGCCACCAACUUCAUCGCGUGUCCCCGGUUCCUCUGCUACUUCAAACCUGGAACACGGUGUGGGCGGCAUGUCGAUGCAAUUCAUUGAGAUGAGGCGCAAUAAUUAUUUCACAGAUGUUGUGCUCAUCGACAACGAAGGGCGAGAGCAUGGAGCGCACAGGAUGGUAUUGGCUUGUCACGGCGAUCAUUUGAAAGCGAUGUUCCUCAGAGAGAAUGGUAUGAUGGAAGGGAGGACGGAUGCGCAUCCUGGUGAUCCGGUGAAGGUUGAUUUGAGUGACAUGUAUUCCGGUGCAUGUGUGGAGAGUGCACUCGACUAUUUCUACACCGGCCAACUCUCUGAUGAGGUGCAAGACGUUCAGGUCUUGGCAGACUUGCUGGAUUUAUCCGAGUACUGGAACGUUCCCCAUCUCCAAGCGCUCACGGAAAUGCGAAUGAUAAGCCAUAUAACGCCUUGGACUGUUGAUGCGUUCUAUGACCACGCAGAUACUCAUCGAGCCAAGACGCUCAUGGAGGCAUGCACCGAGUACAAGGAGGUUAAUGCGGAGAUAUUGAGUACACUGGAACCACCACGUUCGCAAGUCUUGACUCAAGUGAAGCGCGAGUCGCAGGAGUAG
This is a messenger RNA of Stereum hirsutum FP-91666 SS1, 6285 nucleotides long. RefSeq lists its product as uncharacterized. The coding region runs from base 1 to 6285 and encodes 2094 amino acids. Lineage: Eukaryota; Fungi; Basidiomycota; Agaricomycetes; Russulales; Stereaceae. Gene Ontology annotation, molecular function: Hsp70 protein binding. The record is from RefSeq and is a predicted model, not a curated record. The transcript has 9 exons.